Messenger RNA from Anguilla rostrata (American eel), 2979 nucleotides. It is a transcript of the gene tnfaip1, whose product is annotated as tumor necrosis factor, alpha-induced protein 1 (endothelial). Gene Ontology annotation, cellular component: Cul3-RING ubiquitin ligase complex. Gene Ontology annotation, molecular function: ubiquitin-protein transferase activity; protein binding. Bases 277 to 1278 code for a protein of 333 amino acids. The transcript is spliced from 7 exons. Gene Ontology annotation, biological process: protein homooligomerization; protein ubiquitination; negative regulation of Rho protein signal transduction. The record is from RefSeq and is a predicted model, not a curated record. NCBI's taxonomy places the organism in Eukaryota, Metazoa, Chordata, Actinopteri, Anguilliformes, Anguillidae.
AAAACCCCGAAUUCCUGCUGAUCUCUGUGCGCGUUUACUUUCGUGUUAAGUAAUGACGUCUGAGUUUUAAGAUUGCGUUUGUUAGCAAGUAAACUAUAUGCAUGGUUCUGAAGAAUUUCGGAUACGUCAAUUAUAAGCGAGCCAUCUUCGUACAGUGGGUAUGAGCGAGGCGGGCUCCAGGAGGCUGUGGUGGUUCCCUUGGUAACAGUCACCACGGCGGAGGACAUCAGGCCGUCCGUGUGCAGGGUGGUGAUCUACCUGCGGCGGGACGCGGGCAUGUCGGGGGAGAGCUGCCUGCGCCCGCCGAGCCCGCCCGCCGGCCACGCCCACCCCGGCGCCAAGGCCGGCGGCCCCCGCGGCGCAGAGGGGGCGGGGCCGGGGCUGGGGCUGGGGGCGGGGCUCGGCGGCAAGUACGUGCGGCUGAACGUGGGCGGGACGCUGUACUACACCACGGUGCAGGUGCUGAGGGGACAGGACACCAUGCUCCGCGCCAUGUUCAGCGGCAGGAUGGAGGUCUUCACCGACAAGGAGGGCUGGGUGCUGAUCGACCGCUGUGGGAAGCACUUCGGCUCCAUCCUGUCCUACCUGCGGGACUCCACAGUCACGCUGCCCAAAACCCGGCAGGGCAUCCGGGAGCUGCUGGCCGAGGCCAAGUACUACCUGAUCCAGGGCCUGGUGGCCACCUGUCAGAGCGCCCUACAGGACAGCAAGGAGCAGGCACUGUGCAUGAUUCCAGUUAUCACCUCUGCAAAGGAAGAGGAAAGACUCAUCCAGACCUGUACCAAGCCAGUGGUUAAGCUGCUGUACAAUAGAAGCAACAACAAAUACUCCUACACCAGCAACUCGGACGACCACCUGCUGAAGAACAUGGAGCUGUUCGACAAGCUGUCCCUGAGCUACAGCGGCCGCGUGCUCUUCAUCCGCGACGUGAUCGGGGACGAGAUCUGCUGCUGGUCCUUCUACGGGCAGGGCCGCAAGCUGGCCGAGGUCUGCUGCACCUCCAUCGUCUACGCCACCGAGAAGAAGCAGACCAAGGUGGAAUUUCCGGAGGCGCGUAUCUACGAGGAGACGCUGAACGCGCUGCUGUACGAGACCCUGCCCGUGCCGGAUAACUCCCUCCUGGAGGCCACGCGGCGGCGCCACUGCGGCUCCCACAGCGAGGAGGAGGAGGGCGGGGACCGGGACCGGGACCGAGACCGGGACCGGGACAGAGACCGCGUGCGCCGUAUACACGUCAAGAGGUACAGCACCUACGACGACCGGCCCCUGGGACACUGACUGGGAGCUCCGCCCCCCCACCCCCCACCCCCCUGUGCGCUCCCACAACCAGCGCUACCGACUCAUCGUUUUUCUUUUUUCUUUCUCUUUUUUUCUUCUCUGUUAAAUUUCACCGAAACUAAAGGCGUCAAGGCGAUCGCACCGACAAACGAGCCAACGUGCGUUUUUUGGGUUCGUCGGACAAGCGUGCUCAGUUCAUUCCAGGGUACACAAAUAAAGGAAGCGACCGGAAAUGUGCUAUUUGCCCUCUGGAUAACCCCUCCCCCCCACCCCACCCACCCACCCACCCACCAAUACCAGGGCCCUGAGUCACGAAGCAGGAUAUCACCGCGUAAAGCCCAGAGCGCUCCCAAAUCUGGAAUGCGGACCAAGGUUAAAAAAGCCGCUCCGGGUUUUACUCUUCGCUCGCUGCAGUCACGCAGCCGGCCCCAGCGAUCCUGCUUCGUGACGGAGGCACUCCAGUUUUGGACGGCAGUCAGACAAAAACUUUCGUUACUUAACAGUUGGCGGCUCUGCCUGUACCGCUUUUUGUUGUGUGUGCGUUGGCAGCGGCGUGCCCGCUCGGGCUGUGCCAGCGUGUCGCCACGCGUGGGGCGGGUAUAAUCGGCGGGUUGCCACGAUUCAUGUCCCUGCCCUACCAGGAGUGAUUUCAUGUAACGAAAUUUUUUUUUUUUUUUUUAAACCUAAAAAACAACACAGAAACGUGAUGUCUGAGUCGUUGUUGGUCACUUUUAAUGCUGUUGUUAGCUGUACGUCCUUUUUCUUCGAAAAUGAAAUGAUCAGACUGUUUUUUAUAGCACUUUUGUAAAGCUGAACAUAAGGAGCUCUGAGAUUUGAACAUUGUCCGUGUUUUCUGUGGUUCAGCGGUGUGUAUAUGGCCACGCCCCUUCGUUUCCCGCAUUUCUUCAUUUUACUUAUUUAAAGAACACUAACGUUACUGUUGCUUUUACUCAUAACAAAUAUCGCUUUUUUAUCAAGGUUGCUUUCUCUACGGUUUUCUUGUGUGCGGGGCUUAAAGCAUCAGUGAGUCGGAUUGUCCUGGAAAUCAUGCUCCUUUGAUUUUUUUUUACACAAGGUCUGUGGCCUAAGACAGACCUUCGUCAGUCACCAGUCACCUACUUCAUUUAAGUUCUAGCUUCCGUAAUUAAUUGCAUGAACCAAUCAUGAGUCCUAUACUCCUGUCCAAUCGGUAACCACUAUCGCAAGGGAACUGUCAAUCAGUCGCAGUUACCCCGCAGGAAGGAGGAGUUUUGCAUACCGUGAGGAGAUUGGCUGUCGCCGCGCCACAAGAUUUUGUGUGAUGUAAUGAGGCGGUGAGGGCGAUGGGGGAGCGGGAAAGGGUUUCGCCUAUUGACGCACGUUCCCGAAGUAUCCUUGAGCACUUUUCUGUGUGGCCCUGACGGCGAGUAAAGAAUCUGACCAAGAAGACGUACGCGAGACAUUGAAGAAAAUGCGUCGGUCUUGUACACCAUUGGUUUUGACAAUGAAUGUUGAUGCUGUGUGUUUGUGAAUGGUAUAUACCUUUAAGGUUUCAUUUUAUUUUUAUAAAACAAUAUUAAACCUCAUUAAAAAAAAUCACAAUUUUAUUUCAUUCUAAAAUGCUAUGAAGUGCCGCGCGCCUGUAAUAUGAAAUAUUUAUAUCUGUUUUGUAUCUGUGUGCCUUUUCCUGCUCUUUUAAAUAUUAAAGAGUCUAUAAAAUAA